This is a messenger RNA of Rotaria sordida, 711 nucleotides long. The record is from the annotation of a GenBank genome assembly. NCBI's taxonomy places the organism in Eukaryota, Metazoa, Rotifera, Eurotatoria, Philodinida, Philodinidae.
AUGAGCAAUAGUCAAUCCAACAUUGAAAUGUCUACUUUAAUAAAUAUAUCUGAUGAUCAGUUAUUGAAAGAUAAACAAAUAAUUGAUGGAAAAUGGUUUGGAUCUAGUUCAAUGCAAGGAUGUCGUCCAUCAAUGGAAGAUUUUCAUCAACAUUUAACGUAUUUAAGUAAUCAUUAUUUAUGGAAACAAUAUUCUUAUUUUUCUAUAUUUGAUGGUCAUUCAGGUUCUGGUACAGCACAUUAUGCAUCUAAUAAUCUUCAUCGUCAUAUUCUCAAUGAAUUUCAUCGAAUGAUUGAACACAAAAGACAUCAAUCUGAAAAUAAGAAAAUUCAUCGAAAAGAAUUUCAUCAUAAACCAGAUGAUCCAAAUGAAGAAGAACGUAUUCAUGAAGCAGGAGGUCACAUAACACAAAAAUCAUCAAAAGAUGUUUUACGUGUUGAACGACGUCUUGCAAUGACAAGAAAAUCAGUUUGUUCCCCCUUGGUACCGCCUAUUCCUGAUAUAAUCAUUUAUUCUCGAAAAUCAUCAGCGGCAUUUAUUAUUAUUGCAUCUGAUGGUAUUCAGAAUGUUAUGUCGAAUGAACAAUUUGCUUCAUUUGUAUUUCAACGAAUAUCAAUAAUAAAAUUAGAUCAAAUUGCAUCACAAUUGUUAGAUCAUUGUUUAGAAAAACAAAGUCGUGAUAAUAUGACUGUAUAUAUCAUCAAAGUUUAA